UCUGAUUUAACAGCUCUAAUGAGAAAAUAAGUUUGCGAAUCUGAUAACCAUGGUGUUCAACUACUGGUUCUGUUGUUUUAUUUUACUGCACAAUUUUUAUCAAGCAUUACAGAUUCACAUCUUUUUUUGUGGUCUUAUAGAAUUAAGGAGUAAAAAUUUAUUUUCAAUUCAGGAGUACCCUCAUGGUGUUGUGCUUGUACCUAUGGGAAGCAGGACAGGAAAACCUUUUCGUACAACAAACCUGAUUGUUUUUGCACCUAAAAAUGUUCCAAAUGAUUCUAGAAAGAAUGGUUUUAUCGUGUGUGGAGAUGCGUUGAUAGUGGAUCCUGGGUGUCAGUCUAAAUUCCAUGAAGAGCUCAGACAAAUUGUAGCUGCUUUGCCGAGAAAGUUAAUUGUGUUUGUUACUCAUCAUCAUCGCGAUCAUGUGGAUGGUCUUUCAGUUAUUCAACGUUGCAAUCCUGAGGCUACAUUAUUAGCACAUGAAAACACCAUGCGACGCAUUGGGAAAGAUGACUGGUCUCUUGGCUUUACUGCUAUUUCUGGAACUGAAGAGAUUUGCAUUGGCGGUCAGCGGUUGAUUGCCAUUUUCUCUCCGUCAAGGUAGUGCCAUACUGGAUGUUACUUCCGGGGGAAAUAUGACUGAUUACUUUCAAUCAACAUACAAAUUUAUGGAGAUUUCCCCACAUGCUUUGAUCCCCAUGCAUGGGAGAGUUAACCUCUGGCCAAAGCACAUGCUUUGUGGAUAUCUCAGGAACCGUAGAGGUAGAGAAAGUUCCAUCUUGAAAGCGAUAGAAAAUGGAGCUGAAACAUUAUUUGAUAUAGUUGCAAAUGUAUAUUCUGAGGUUGACCGUAGCUUUUGGAUUCCUGCUGCAUCAAAUGUGAGGCUUCACGUGGAUCAUCUAAGCCAGCAAGAUAAGUUGCCAAAGGUAAAGGUUUCAUGACAGUAAUCUGUUUCCUUGGCCUUAUAUGGUAGCAAAGUCACCUGCAUGUAGGUUUUGUGUUGGUAGUUCCAAUACACUUUUUGCAGCAAGCAUACAACACAUUAAAUCCAGAUUUAAACAAAGAGGCAAACACAGAU
This is a messenger RNA of Rosa chinensis, 1078 nucleotides long. RefSeq lists its product as uncharacterized. Gene Ontology annotation, cellular component: plastid. The record is from RefSeq and is a predicted model, not a curated record. The transcript is spliced from 7 exons. Bases 50 to 604 code for a protein of 184 amino acids. Lineage: Eukaryota; Viridiplantae; Streptophyta; Magnoliopsida; Rosales; Rosaceae.